AUGUACGGCAAGUUGAUGGUACUCCUGUGCGCGGCGGGCAUCGCCACCGCCAGUAGCCAAGUCGCGGUCACUGGAUAUUCUGCGGCCCCCGCACUCUCUUCUGUUUCCUACGCGUCACAGCCACGAGUUGUGUCUACGUACGGCCCCGUCGCUUCAUAUCCCGGAUCAAGCGCCCUUUCAAGGGCAUACACCGGUCCUGCCGUCACGACUUACUCUACGGCACCAGCUGGGAGAACGGUGACUAGUGCUCCCCAGUAUUCCGCUGCUUAUACCACUGCUCCAGUUGCGUACUCCACUCAAUCGUACAGUGCUGUGCCUUCGGUAGCUAGAAGCAGCGUGCCUGCAGUGUCUUACUCGUACUCGACCCCUGCUGCCAUACCUUAUUCUGGAACUUCCGGAUAUACCGUAGCUGCGCCAUACUCUGCCCAGCCAUACUCUGUUCCAGCAUACGCUACUGUUCCAGCAUACAGUACAGUACAGGCUUAUUCUGGUGCUGCAUCUUACCCCAGUGGUUAUUCUACUGUCAUCCCAGGAUACUCUGGUUAUCCAUCUCCAGCGCAGUACUCAUCUGCACCAGCCGUGUCUCAAGUAAGCUACAGAGGUUCAGACGGCAGCUAUUCUUAUUAA
Achroia grisella is the source of this 627-nucleotide messenger RNA. RefSeq names its product cuticle protein 38-like. The transcript has 3 exons. The record is from RefSeq and is a predicted model, not a curated record. NCBI's taxonomy places the organism in Eukaryota, Metazoa, Arthropoda, Insecta, Lepidoptera, Pyralidae. Bases 1 to 627 code for a protein of 208 amino acids.